AUGCCGAGGCCCAUCGCCCGAACAUGCCCCACUUCCCCGUUCAAGCUCGCCGGCCAAAGUGGAGUGUCACACCGGCCCUCCGAUGGUAGUAUCGCGCGCGAAAAAAACACGUCAGGAAAGCCAACCACGCCCGACCACAGGAAGGAGUCGAAGGAGCCCGAUGGCCGGGUGCUAGUGCAAGCUUCGUUACUCGAAGAAAAUUGCAUCGCGAAUUUAGGCAGCAGACAUGUUGCUGUGCCGCAAGGCACCACGGCACAGCAAACAAAUGGUCCGCCAGUAAUUAAAGUGGUGAAUCUUGAAGGAAGAAAUAAGAAAAUUUCGCUUGGCGUUUGCUUUGCCGCAUGGUGA
Molecule: messenger RNA, 348 nt
Organism: Colletotrichum lupini
Lineage: Eukaryota; Fungi; Ascomycota; Sordariomycetes; Glomerellales; Glomerellaceae
Exons: 2
Coding region: 1-348 (115 amino acids)
Source: RefSeq, a predicted model, not a curated record